AUGAAGACUGUAUUAAAGGCUGGUUCUGAAAAGGAUGUGAGUGUGUUUAUUCCGUCUUCAGAACUUACAAUACAGAAAAUUUGCGACAAGGUACCAAAGGAAUACUUUAAACGAGACACCAUGAGAAGUAUGUCGUACCUUUUUUUUGAUCUGAUUCAGGUCGCCGUUACAUACUACGUGAUGUCCAGCAUUAUGUUACCAGCAGUGUCUAUGCUAACAUCGUUUCUCGAUUCAUCUCUUUCACACUCUGCCUCACUAAUAAUUUCAGCCAUACUGAAAUUACUUAUUUGGAAUGUCUUUUGGUUCAUACAAGGGUUGAAUGGAACUGCAUUGUGGGUUCUCGCGCAUGAAUGCGGGCACCGGGCUUUCAGCCCUCGGCCUAAAUUAAACAAUACAGUUGGAUUCAUAUUACACUCUGCUCUGUUGGUACCGUAUCACAGCUGGCGCAUCUCGCAUGCCCUCCACCACAAACACACAAACCAUCUAACAAAAGACUCUGUGUUUGUUCCAAAUAAAAUGGAUAAAAUUACCAUGCUGACAGAAGAGUGCCCGCUUGUGAUGUGUUUGAAUAUGGUUGGCAUGUUUUUGCUUGGAUGGCCUGCCUACCUGCUUUUUAACAUCACUGGACAAGAUUACGGUCGGCGCACCAACCACUUCGAGCCCUCCUCACGAAUCUUUCGACCAGGCGACGGUUACGAUAUUGUGAUCUCCGACCUGGGAGUUGUGGGUGCUCUUCUCGUCAUUUUGUUGAGCUGCAUCAAGUUUGGUGUGUUCAACGUCCUUUGCUGGUAUGGGAUCCCGUACCUGUGGGUCAACUCCUGGCUUGUUUACAUCACCUAUACACAGCACACUGACAUACGCAUACCACAUUAUACUCACGAGGAAUGGACAUUUGUACGGGGUGCAGUUUCUACGGUUGAUCGUGAUUACGGCUUGGUUCUGAGUAUAUGGCUCCAUCACAUUAAUGACUCUCAUGUUGUUCAUCAUCUCUUCAGUGAAGUACCUUUUUACAAUGCAAUCGAAAUAAGUCGAAAGUAUAUCAAGCCGAUUCUCGGUCACACUUAUGUCGAAGACAAAGCGCCAAUUUUGAAGGCCCUUUUCAAAAUUUGGAGGGAAUGCAAGUAUGUGGUGCCAUCUGAAAAUAUUUGUUGCUUUUACGGAAUCGGCAAAAAGUCUGAUUAG
Molecule: messenger RNA, 1182 nt
Organism: Phytomonas sp. Hart1
Lineage: Eukaryota; Euglenozoa; Kinetoplastea; Trypanosomatida; Trypanosomatidae
Source: the annotation of a GenBank genome assembly